AUGGAUGGUGGCAAUGAUAUGUACGACGGUGGAAACAAGAUUAUGGUGUCUCAGAGCAUGUUUUCGAACUCCUUGUUCUCGGGCUCAGUUCUUUCGUACGGGACCUAUUAUUUGGAAGCAGGCUUCGAGCUUUUUGUCAGCCUUCCAAACACAUACCCACACGUAACCGCGUUGUUCCUGCCAGGAGGUAACGUGAGCAUCAUUUGUGAGGGAAACACGGGGUCUGACGGGGGGGGCUUGGUAGUGAACUACCUCCUGACCUACAACACCUCGAUGACGCACGGAACGAUCUGGGCAAAUAUCAACUAUGGCGCUGGAGACCCGACGAUAGGAGACGUCUGGUUCACCAUUGAGUCAUCGGCAUGGGGAUCUGAGCUGAGGGGUUGGGUAGAUGGCCGGAAGGCGAGAGACAACGACAAUUACCAUCAUUAUGUCGAGGUGGAGGGAAAGAACCUUGUCUUCUGCAAGAUCUUGCUGUCGAGAGUCAGCGGUCGGAUCAUCUAUCCGUGGGAAAUCACUGAUUACAUCGCACGCUAUGCUGGAAGCAUUCCCUUCGAUCCGCGGGCAGCGGCGGUGGAGGAUGACACGGUAGGGAUGCGGUGCCAUUUGAACGCGACUUGGGACGAAAUCAUCCGGGAUCGCACCAAGUAUAUCCAGGGAGGGCUAGGACUCGAGAUGGUUUGCUGUCCUCAACACAUGAACAAGCGCAAAAGAGUUGAUGUUUUGAAUCUGAGAUAUGAUAGUGAACAAUACAAAAGUUGCAAUGACAGCAUCUAUCACCUGACUUCACAGGCUCAACAACCCGAGCCCCCGGACCACUUUGAUCACAUGAGCCUAGUAUGA
Molecule: messenger RNA, 843 nt
Organism: Guillardia theta CCMP2712
Lineage: Eukaryota; Cryptophyceae; Pyrenomonadales; Geminigeraceae
Exons: 2
Coding region: 1-843 (280 amino acids)
Source: RefSeq, a predicted model, not a curated record